GGGAGGGGCGCCCAGCGCGGGGGGGGGGGGGGGGCCUGGUCUCGGCUUCACUGGAGGUCCGGUUUCGGCUGCGAACAUGUCCCGGCCCGUCAGAAACAGGAAGGUGGUCGAUUAUUCACAGUUUCAGGAAUCUGAUGAUGCAGAUGAAGAUUAUGGAAGAGAUUCAGCCCCUCCAGCUAAGAAAAUCCGAUCAUCCCCGCGAGAGGCUAAAAACAAGAGGCGAUCUGGGAAAAAUUCACAGGAAGAUAGUGAGGACUCUGAAGAAAAAGAUGUGAAGACCAAGAAGGAUGAUUCACACUCACCAGAGGAUAGUGAAGAUGAAAAAGAAGAUCACAAAAAUGUUCGCCAGCAGCGUCAGGCAGCAUCAAAAGCAGCUUCCAAGCAGAGAGAAAUGCUCAUGGAAGAUGUGGGCAGUGAAGAAGAACAAGAAGAAGAAGAAGAGGCACCAUUCCAGGAGAAAGAUUCUGGCAGUGAUGAAGACUUCCUAAUGGAAGAUGAUGAUGAUAGUGAUUAUGGAAGUUCAAAAAAGAAAAACAAAAAGAUCGUGAAGAAAUCCAAGCCUGAAAGGAAAGAAAAGAAAAUGCCCAAACCUAGGCUAAAGGCUACAGUGACACCAAGUCCAGUGAAAGGCAAAGGAAAAGUGGGCCGUCCCACAGCAUCAAAGGCAUCAAAAGAAAAGACUCCUUCCCCUAAAGAAGAGGAUGAGGAGCCAGAAAGCCCCCCAGAAAAGAAAAAGUCUGCCAGCCCUCCACCAGAGAAGUCUGGGGAUGAAGGGUCUGAAGAUGAAGCCCAGUCUGGGGAAGAUUAAAAAGUGAUGGUUUGGGAAGAUUUUAUUUAAAAAAAAAAAGAGGGAAAAAAAAGAAAAUCUACUUAGGGGGUAGAACAUGGUUUUGGCUAUGGCUUGACUCAUGGGCUUUGAAUGCUUUCCCCUCUUCCAUUUCCGCAUUCUCCCCCCCCCCCACUGGUGAGAGAUAACAGCAUAUUCCCCCACCCCCUUUUUUUUUUUUAAGAGAAAAUUAUGGUCAUGUUUUUUAAAUUCCCUUUGUCUAUUGGCUGCUCUCCCUCUCCCAAUCUCUAGUAAAAGCCAUGACAAAAUAUCCAAUGAAUUUACCACCUAACUUUAAAAAAAAAAAAAAAGAAAGGGUUAUUACAGGUAAAGCAAUAAGAUUUGAGGCAAACCCUAUUGGAAUUUUAACUUUACUAAAGUUACCAAGGUGAGCAGGAAUUCAGAAAACAGUAAGGAUUCCAAAUGACAAUGGUUGUUCCUUAUUUACCUGAAUUUUUAAAAAAAAAUCAGUCAGCAAAGACAAAAAUGUGUAUAAUUUUUUUAAUCAUGAACUAAACUUAUCAUUGACUAGGCAGGAAGGUGAUAAAUGUGAAUACAACCUUAAAUUUCCCAUAUUUCUAACCCUAUCUGGGAACAACCAGGCCACAUGACUUUUUGGUGUGGGUUUUUUUGUUGUUGUUGUUUUUUGUUUUGUUUUGUUCUGUUUCACUCCUGGUCAUCUCAAGGAGAAUAGGAACCAGUAAGAACUCCUUUUCUCCUACUAAAAUCUUUAGGGAAUUAAAUGAUGCUCAACCUAAAAAUCAGGGGAGCAAGUGCUUCAAAAUCUAAGUGACUUUGUUUCAGAUCUGAAUAUCCGUGGUUCAUGUUUUUAAAAUAAAUAUGUAUCUAUUCUUUUUCCUGGAAUAAAUUUUACCAAGAAUCAAGAGGAAUUUAGAUUUUAACAGCAAGAUUGCUGUACCACAUCAAAGUGGGUUUCUUCUCAAACUGACAAUGUUUAGGUUUUAAGCCAAUAAAGAACCAGUUAAUGUGAAACUAAA
Phascolarctos cinereus (koala) is the source of this 1824-nucleotide messenger RNA. RefSeq names its product nuclear casein kinase and cyclin dependent kinase substrate 1 (gene NUCKS1). Gene Ontology annotation, cellular component: cytoplasm. Gene Ontology annotation, molecular function: single-stranded DNA binding; double-stranded DNA binding. Gene Ontology annotation, biological process: double-strand break repair via homologous recombination; interstrand cross-link repair. The record is from RefSeq and is a predicted model, not a curated record. NCBI's taxonomy places the organism in Eukaryota, Metazoa, Chordata, Mammalia, Diprotodontia, Phascolarctidae.